UUCGACGAUGAUGGGGGCAAGUACAAUAAUGUUGGGCAAAAAUGUAUUGUAUGCUAGUACACGUAAAUACUCAUUAUCAGUCGCUAAAGAGUCGUUGUUGGGUAUAAAACAACUAAAGUUUAGUUCUGUCAAUUCACUGCAAAUAAAAAGAUACAAGUGCAACAUGCCAAUCAAAUCCAUUUUCGCUCGUCAAAUCUUCGACUCGCGUGGUAACCCCACCGUUGAAGUUGACCUUACCACCGAAUUGGGUCUUUUCCGUGCUGCCGUACCAUCUGGUGCCUCCACCGGUGUUCACGAAGCUUUGGAAUUGCGUGAUAAUGACAAGAAGAGCUAUCACGGCAAGAGCGUCUUGCAAGCCGUCGGUCAUGUCAACAAGACUUUGGCACCCGAACUCAUCAAGGCCAAUUUGGAAGUUACCGAUCAAGAAGCCAUCGAUAACUUCAUGUUGAAAUUGGACGGUACUGAGAACAAGAGCAAAUUUGGUGCCAACGCCAUUUUGGGCAUUUCCUUGGCCGUUUGCAAGGCUGGUGCCGCCAAGAAGGGUGUACCAUUGUACAAACACAUUGCCGAUUUGGCCGGCAACAAGGACAUCAUUUUGCCCGUACCCGCUUUCAAUGUCAUCAACGGUGGCAGUCAUGCUGGCAACAAAUUGGCCAUGCAAGAAUUCAUGAUCUUGCCUACCGGUGCCUCUAGCUUCACCGAAGCCAUGAAGAUUGGCUCUGAAGUAUACCAUCACUUGAAGAAGGUCAUCAAGGACAAAUUCGGUUUGGAUGCCACCGCUGUCGGUGAUGAGGGUGGUUUCGCUCCCAACAUUCAAUCCAACAAGGAAGCUUUGAGCCUUAUCUCCGAUGCCAUCGCUUUGGGCGGUUACACCGGCAAGGUUGAAAUCGGCAUGGAUGUUGCCGCUUCUGAAUUCUUCAAGGAUGGUGUUUACGACUUGGACUUCAAGAACCCCAACAGCGACAAGGCCCAAUGGCUUGCCCCCGAAAAGUUGGCCGAUUUGUACCAAGAAUUCAUCAAGGACUUCCCCAUUGUCUCCAUUGAAGAUCCCUUCGAUCAAGAUCAUUGGGAUGCCUGGGCCAAACUUACUGCCGCCACCAGCAUUCAAAUUGUCGGUGAUGAUUUGACCGUCACCAACCCCAAGCGUAUCCAAACUGCCGUUGAAAAGAAGGCCUGCAACUGCUUGUUGUUGAAGGUCAACCAAAUCGGUACCGUCACCGAAUCCAUCAAGGCCCAUUUGUUGGCCAAGCAAAACGGCUGGGGCACCAUGGUUUCCCAUCGCUCUGGCGAAACUGAAGAUUCCUUCAUUGCUGAUUUGGUUGUUGGUUUGUCCACUGGUCAAAUUAAGACUGGCGCUCCUUGCCGCUCUGAACGUUUGGCUAAAUACAACCAAAUUCUCCGCAUCGAAGAAGAAUUGGGCGCCAAUGCCAAAUUCGCUGGCAAAUCCUUCAGAAAACCCCAAUAAAUCGUCUAACAUCGAGCGAGCAUAAUUCAUUGUUACCACCACUACACAUCUAUUCCAACAUCUAAAAAAGAAGAAACACGCUAAAUGCUAAACCUAAAUUGAGCUUGGUUAUAUAAAAAAAACAAAUAUUCAUAUUUUUUUUAAUUUAACAAGGAUUAGGAUUAAUAUUUAAUGAGGUAACUCUAGGUAUAUAAUCUUAAACCUUUUCUAAAUUAUUAUUGAUGUUUAUUUAAAUACACUACUACAAUAUUUAUUAAAUAAUUAUCUCUAUAUAGUUCUACACAAAACAUAAUUAAAUAAAUAUAUGUAGUUCGUUGUUGUCAAAAUUAUUACAAAACAAAAUUUUGGAACAGUCGUAACUGUUUCCAGCAGGAGGCAUUUACUGGCUGUUCCUUAAAUAAGACACACGCAUAAAAUUUGUUAAUUUUUAAUCAGUAGAUUUAAGUAUUUGAUUACUUCAUCUUAAAUUAAAUAGAUGGGUAAUUAUUAAUAAAAAACAAUAAAAAAUUACAAAAAA
Molecule: messenger RNA, 1982 nt
Organism: Lucilia cuprina (Australian sheep blowfly)
Lineage: Eukaryota; Metazoa; Arthropoda; Insecta; Diptera; Calliphoridae
Gene: Eno
Product: enolase
Exons: 2
Coding region: 8-1465 (485 amino acids)
Biological process (GO): glycolytic process
Cellular component (GO): phosphopyruvate hydratase complex
Molecular function (GO): magnesium ion binding; phosphopyruvate hydratase activity
Source: RefSeq, a predicted model, not a curated record